Molecule: messenger RNA, 2330 nt
Organism: Tuber melanosporum (Perigord truffle)
Lineage: Eukaryota; Fungi; Ascomycota; Pezizomycetes; Pezizales; Tuberaceae
Exons: 4
Coding region: 188-2065 (625 amino acids)
Biological process (GO): proteolysis; apoptotic process
Cellular component (GO): trans-Golgi network
Molecular function (GO): serine-type carboxypeptidase activity
Source: RefSeq, a predicted model, not a curated record
CAACCUCAAUACCCUCGUUCCUAGCGAUAAAUUUCCCUCCACAACAUAUCGGACUGGGGGUUCGGAAUUCCUUCUCCACCGCAAGACCUCCGAUACCGUCUGGCUUUACCGGCCCCGAAGAACUUGCUUUCUAUCGUGUGUUUUUCCCCCCCGUUUCCCCUUCUUUUUACGCCUUUCUUUGUUCGCGAUGCGCUUGGCCGCGUCAUCGCUUUUGCUGGGAGCUGCAGCUUCGCUGCUCUCCUCAGCUACCGCCCUCGCCGUUCGCUCGGAUAACCCAGGAUCUUCAGCGGGUUAUUUUGUCAGGUCUCUGCCCGGGCAACCUCCGGGGCCAUUGAUUAAGAUGCAUGCUGGACAUAUCGAGGUCGAUCAUGCUACGAAUGGAAAUCUAUUUUUUUGGCACUUUCAGAACAAACAUAUUGCGAAUCGACAGCGUACUGUGAUAUGGCUGAACGGUGGGCCUGGGUGCAGUAGUAUGGAUGGAGCUUUGAUGGAAGUUGGCCCGUACAGGUUGAAGGAUGACCAUACUCUUGCGGAAAACGAGGGGAGCUGGCAUGAAUUUGCGAACCUUCUUUUUGUUGAUCAACCGGUCGGGACGGGAUUUAGUUAUGUCAAUACCGAUAGCUAUUUGACGGAGUUAACGCAGAUGUCCGAUCACUUCAUCAAGUUCUUGACAAAGUUUUUUGAGCUUUUCCCGGAGUAUGAGAGCGAUGACAUUUAUCUUUCUGGGGAGUCUUAUGCGGGGCAGCAUAUUCCCUACAUAGCGGAUGCUAUCCUCAAGCGAAAUGCCGAUGCUAGUAUCAAAUGGAAUGUUAAAGGUCUCCUCAUCGGCAACGGGUGGAUUGAUCCAUCUAAUCAAUAUCUCUCCUAUCUUCCAUUUGCCUACGAAAGUGGUAUUGUGGAGAAGGGAUCGCCGAUUGCCGACCAAAUUGAAAAACAAGUUGCUGUCUGUGUCAAGACAAUUGCCGAGAAGGGCAGACAUCACGUUGAUCUCAACCAGUGCGAACAGAUAUUACAAGAUAUCUUGGCGAAGACUAAGCACCACAAGGAUGGAAAGGAGGUAUGCUGGAACAUGUACGAUGUGCGCCUAGAAGACACGUACCCUUCAUGCGGCAUGAACUGGCCUCCAGAUUUGUCCAGCUUAACCCCUUACCUCCGGAGGAAGGACGUUUUGCAGGCUCUCCAUGUCAACCCUGAUAAGACUGCUGGGUGGACUGAAUGUGCUGGUGCUGUUUCUUCUUCUUUCCGUGCCCUUAAGUCGAAGCCAUCUGUGGAGUUGCUACCAGACUUGUUGAAAGAGAUGCCUAUAUUGUUGUUCUCGGGUAAUAAAGAUCUUAUUUGCAACCACAUUGGGACGGAAGAGCUGAUCCACAACAUGGAAUGGAAUGGUGGAAAGGGAUUUGAGCUUGAUGGGGCUCCGGGAACGUGGGCGCCUCGGGAAGAUUGGGUAUUUGAAGACGAGCCAGCUGGAAUAUAUCAGAGUGCAAGAAACUUGACUUACGUUCUUAUCUACAACUCGAGUCAUAUGGUCCCUUUUGACUUUUCUAGGAGAACGCGGGAUAUGCUCGACCGAUUCAUGGAGGUUGAUAUCGGCAAAAUUGGGGGCACCCCAGCCGACAGUGUAAUUGGCGGCGAGAAGGCACCAAUUACGAGUGUUGGUGGAACGCCCAACUCGACUGCCGCAGUUGAGAAAGAGAAGGAAAGAGUUGACCAGGCUAGGUGGGCAGCUUAUUACCGGUCUGGGGAAGUUGCGUUAGUCCUUGUUGCCAGCGCGGCGGCUAUAUGGGGGAUUUUCAUCUGGAGGCAGCGUCAUCGAAGGAGGGGUCGUCGGGGGUCUUACGCCGGAUUGGGUGGGUUGAAAAUGACCGGAGGAAGUCGGGAUAGAUUGGCAGACGGAAGGGAGAGCUUUGAUGAGGAUGAGCUCAGGGAUCUAACUGUUGCAAGCCCGAUGUUUGAAAGAGAUCGGGAUCUUGAGGCAGCCGAGGCCAGAAGGUAUAGUCUUGGCGGGGUCAGCGAUGAUGAAUCAGACGAUGAAGGAAGGAUUGAGAAAAGACCCAGUGUAGGGUGAGCCCGAGAAUUUGAAGUGGUUUCAGCAUCUUUUUUGCUCCCCUCACCACUUGCGUUAAUUUUCAUUACAUUUGUAUGGAGGGGAAUUGACUUUCGGAGACUUCAAGAAUAUCAAGUCGGAUUUAAUAGGCGGAUUUCGGGCCAAGUUGAGGCGUGUGUGUAUAUAUACGGGGUUGGGGUCUCUGUUUUCUUUUGUUCGAGCAUGUAAAAUGGUUCACGGCACUUUUCUACAGUUCGGGAUAACAAAAAACAUGAUAGACGUUCUA